GACCGACUUGUGUUGGGACGCACAGAUUUUAUUUGGAAAGUGCAGACAGGAAGUGUUUUUUAUUUUGAAACCUUGACGGUGUCGGAGCAUCCUGACGUCUCCUCUGAGCUCAAAGUGAAAACGUCUGAUUCUUCCUCCUCUUCCUCCUCUUCCUCCUCUUCAUCACAGCAUCAGGCCUUCGUCGCCUGCACAGACUUUUAUUUUGAUGAUCUCUCUUCUCUUCCGCUCCUCCUGUCUCGUUUCACCUGAAUCUCUUUGUCACCGAUGGACUCCUCCGUCCUCAGCAUCAGCACCGGAGGGCCGGCGGGCCAGGCAGCACGGCAGGGAUUCAACCAACACACAUAGCAGCUCGCUGCACUUCUGAGGAAUCCCACAUCAGACUGAGCGGCCUCAACUGACCUCUGACCUCUGACUCAUCGUAAUCGAGCAUCGUCAUGACGAAGCAGAAAGUCGACGACGCCGACUGAUGAAGCUGGAACUGAAAUCUGCCGCCAGAAACACCAUGAGCGAGCUGAGGAGGAGGAGGACGCUGUGAGACGCUGAACGCAACAAGCUGGGGACAGACAGGAUGAGACGUGCUGAGUCUCACACGUCCCUGAUACUUUGACUCUGAAAACCUGGAAGAGUCCGAACGUUUCCAACCAAAAAUCAGAGACUUUUCUGACGAUGUAGAAGAAGAAGAAGAAGAAGCCGUGAUGAUUGUUGACCCCUGCACAAUAAUCCAGCUGUGAACCGACCAUGAUUGUCUCUGACUGACACAACAUCUGUACCAGAUCCAACUGUUUUGUGAAUGUGAAGAAAAACUCGUCACAGACUCAGACAGCAAAUACGAUUGUUUCACUUCAAAAGACUCGUUUUUAAACUAAAGAUUAACUCGACUAAAGUUUGAUCCUAAAAAGUGGCAUUUUAAGUUGGACAUAAAAAAGUGGACGAGCUGAUUGAGCUGCUGAUCUGAAACCUCAGGAGGUCAGAGGUCAGGAUGACACACCUCCACGCCGGCCUGAGCUCGGAGACGACGGAGAAAGCUCGUUUAGAGCUGAAUGAAAACCCCGACACUCUGCACCAGGACAUCCAGCAGGUGCGGGACAUGAUCGUGACGCGGCCGGACAUCGGUUUCCUGCGGACGGACGACGACUUCAUCCUCCGCUUCCUGAGGGCUCGAAAGUUCGACCAGAUGGAGACGUUCCGACUGUUGGCUCAGUACUUUCAGUUCAGACAGCAGAACCUCGACAUGUUCCAGAGCUUCAAGGUGGAUGACUCUGGUAAGCGAGCGUUGAUGGACGGUUUCCCCGGCGUGUUGGAGACUCCAGACCAACAUGGUCGAAAAAUCCUGAUCCUGUUCGCCUCCAACUGGGACCAGAGCAGGAACUCGUUCAUCGACAUCCUGCGGGCGAUUCUUCUCUCGCUGGAGGUUCUGAUUGAAAACCCCGAGCUCCAGAUCAACGGCUUCGUCCUCAUCAUCGACUGGAGCAACUUCUCCUUCAAACAGGCGUCCAAGCUCACGCCCAACAUCCUCAAACUCGCCAUCGAAGGUCUGCAGGACAGUUUUCCUGCUCGUUUUGGAGGAAUCCACUUUGUGAAUCAGCCGUGGUACAUCCACGCCAUGUACACCAUCAUCAAACCCUUCCUCAAAGACAAGACCAGGAAACGGAUCUUCCUCCACGGUAACAACCUGAACUCUCUGCACCAGCUCAUCCAGCCCGAGUGUUUGCCGUCAGAGUUCGGUGGGUCGAUGCCGCCGUACGACAUGGGCAUCUGGGCCCGAACGCUGCUGGGGCCAGACUACAACGACGAGACGGAGUACACGCUGACGUACGACGCUCUGCACGUCAGGGAGAACUGUGGAGGAGGAGGAGGAGGAGGAGACAAGGAGAUGAUGAAGAGGUCUCAGUCGGCGGUCGAACCAGGAACCCUCCGACAGAACGACAGAGAGACCAACACACCUCUUCUGGCCCUGGACUGAACACACACACACACACACACACACACACACACAGACACACACACACACACACACACACACACACACACACACACACACACACACACACACACAGACACACACACACACACACACACACAGUCUGUCUCUGAGCCAUGUGAUGUCAUCAGCAUCUGUUCUGACGUCAACAACUUAACUUUCUGUGAAAAAACCUGAUUUCAAACAUGGAAACUUUAUUUAAACCUGAGAUUCAAGUUAUGAGGAACGAGCAAGAAAACAACACUCAGAUAAAAACACAUUUGAGCUGGACGCAUCAACAAGGAGGAAUUUAAACUGAGAUUAGUUUCAUCAUAGUUUAUUAGAUACGAGUUUAAAAUGCUCUACGUUUUUUCCCACAAAGCUUUGGGGGAAGUAUGAUGAUGUCACAUAAAUGAUCAUCUGACGUUACAGCUGAAAUAAACCAUAGUUUCUGUAACGUGAGGAUUAGCAACGGAGCUAAAUAACUAAUGUGAGAUUCUCACCAACUCUGCAGCUUUCAGCCGGUUCCAGAUCCUGGUUUGGUUUUUUUGGUUCAGCCACGAGCGGUGGAGACCAAACAUGGAGAUAGAGAGAGGAAACACCAAACUUCAGCUCUGCUGCCCCCAAGUGGAAAGAAAAAACAACUGAUUCAGUUUCAAAAAAGUUUUUACAUUAAACUUGUUCGACGAGAUGUGAUUUAAAUCCAGGUUUAAAAAUCCUUGUUAAAAAUCCCGUGUUUUCUGAGCUGCGAAUCAAAAAUCUGAAUCAGUUUCAUUCUAAAUGAUUCAUCCACCUGCUGGAGUGUUAAAUAAACUGGAACGUCUCAAAGUGUGAAACUGACCUGAUGGAGGAAACAUCCGCUUCACUUUGGUAGAAGAAUAAUCUCCAUUUUUUCCUUUAAUGUGAAACAACAACAUCACAUCAAGCCAGACCAUCAUUGCACACGCAUUUCAAAAUAAGAGCACUGCACAUGUCUCACACUGUAAACCAGCUGUUGGUCUUCUGCCAGGAUGAAAUGUUCUUUCUUUGCGCUGUGAAGAAACGAUCAGCUUCAACCUCCUGCACUGAAUGUUGGUUUUUAUUCAAGAUUGUAUAUUAUUGUAUUAUUACACUGCAAAAACAGUGUCACGCUCGUCCAGUCGCUCUUACCCUGAGACGUUGGAAGUGAAAUCAUCUUCAUGUCCUGUGACAGAAAUAAAUGAGAUUUCUGAAAAUAUGUGAAUAGAUAAAAACAAGUUGAUGAUUUCACUAAAACGUGUCCAGACAUCAAGUUGAUUAUUCAUAAAAACUAAGAGUGACUUGAAGCGUGUGAUGAUUUUGUUGUGUUGACUCAUCAUCAGGGCUACACUGGUCUCCACUCGACUGUGAUGUAAUGUAUUUCCUUUCAAUGAAUGUAUAGAAUUAAACAUUUACACCAA
Hippoglossus stenolepis (Pacific halibut) is the source of this 3378-nucleotide messenger RNA. RefSeq names its product clavesin-1. NCBI's taxonomy places the organism in Eukaryota, Metazoa, Chordata, Actinopteri, Pleuronectiformes, Pleuronectidae. Gene Ontology annotation, molecular function: phosphatidylinositol bisphosphate binding. Gene Ontology annotation, cellular component: membrane. The record is from RefSeq and is a predicted model, not a curated record.